AUGGCAGCCAGGGGGGGCAGUUCCAGAGCUUCCAUGGCAGCCAGGGGGGCAGUACCAGAGCUUCCAUGGCAGCCAGGGGGGCAGUACCAGAGCUUCCAUGGCAGCCAGGGGGGCAGUACCAGAGCUUCCAUGGCAGCCAGGGGGGCAGUACCAGAGCUUCCAUGGCAGCCAGGGGGGCAGUCCCAGAGCUUCCGCCACAUCCUUAACAUCCAUCUGCAGCAGGCGCUGGAGAGGAAGCAGCCCCGCGUGGAGGUCUCUGUCCGGGGGCAAAUGCACAAGGUCACCCUGCCUGACGGGGCUGCUACCAACACCUGUAGAAACAGACUCAAAAGCAGAUGCAUCGACCAGUUAGCAGUGUUCACCAUCUUAGUAAUAACCGUGUUUGCUCUAGGUCAACCCAUUGAGAGUCUCCCUCAGCAUUGGGACGCCGUGCCAACCAAAACCUCCUGCCUGUCCUGCCUCAUCCAGACAGGAAGCCCAGAGCACAAUGAAGUCUUAAACCUGUUCCGAGCCACCUGCCCCAACAACGUUAUAAAGAUUGAGAGGAUCCAGAACCCAACCCUGUGGAGGACUCUCCAGAUCAAGAAGCUGGACAUGGAGCUCAGGAACGGUCACCAGAAGAAUGAGAAGAGGCUCUUCCAUGGAACGUGCCACACAACCAUCGAUCACAUUAACAACCAUGGCUUCAAUCGGAGCUACGCUGGGAAAAACGCUGCAGCAUAUGGAAAUGGAACAUACUUUGCUGUUGGUGCCAGCUACUCACUAUUUCGGGUUCUAACUGGAGAUUUCACAGCAGGACGACAUGGGAUGAAAGUGCCUCCAACUAAAAGCACUACAACUGUUGAACUCUACAACAGCGUGACAGACAACCCAUCAGGACCAUCUAUGUUUGUCGUUUUCCAUGACAAUCAGGCAUAUCCCGAGUACUUGAUCACUUUCUUCUAG
Molecule: messenger RNA, 945 nt
Organism: Coregonus clupeaformis (lake whitefish)
Lineage: Eukaryota; Metazoa; Chordata; Actinopteri; Salmoniformes; Salmonidae
Product: protein mono-ADP-ribosyltransferase PARP15-like
Exons: 5
Coding region: 1-945 (314 amino acids)
Biological process (GO): negative regulation of gene expression
Cellular component (GO): nucleus; cytoplasm
Molecular function (GO): NAD+ poly-ADP-ribosyltransferase activity; transcription corepressor activity
Source: RefSeq, a predicted model, not a curated record